AUGCUCAUCUUACCAAUUCUCUACUAUGCCUUCACGGGUCUCGUCUUCAUUGCUCGGUUCAGUGGUAUGGUGGUGGUCAAAAUUCGUUUACACACCGCACAGCGCUGCAUCACGUUCGGAGGCAGCACCGUGUUCUACGGCCCGAAGGCACUGGAGAUGGUUUGGUGUCCUGCUCUCCUGUCACCUGGCAAGCCCCCCGGUGAAUCAUGGUCGCCGCCGUACGGCGAGGUCCCGGUGACGCCAAUUCCGAUCUACACCAAGGGGAUGCUGGUUCACUACUGGGGACUGGAUCAAUAUCGGUGGUUCCGCGAGGAGGAGGAGGCGCAGGAAGAGCCGGAAUGGACCCCGAUCGACUGGCUGGCCUGGCGCGUCGAGGUCCAAGGCCAGGUGCUGACGAUUGACCCUGUCGAGCCAGUGCCAGUCCCGCCGCCUACCUUCGGUUCAAAGCUCGCAGCGCGGCGCCGCAAAGUGAUCCGCAAGUGGGGACGGGUGAAGGCAACGAUGCGUUCCACCGCCGCUCGCAUCCAGUCCGCAACGUGGACCCGAACCACCAGAAUCUGGGCUCUCGGCGCUGGCGUGGUCGCAUUCUUCCUGGUAGCGGCUUUGGCCUGUCUGUUGUUGGAUCUGCUCAUAUUCAAGCUGGCGCGUGUAGUGAGGGCCCGACGACGAGCUCGUGCUCCACGACGUGUUCGUCAGAGCGAUCUGUACCCGCUGUUCAACGAACUAGUGGGUCCGGAUCACGAUGCCUGGUACUGGGAUGCGCACCGGUAUAUGGUAGCACCGCGACGAGCCGACUUCCCCGCGGACGACGACUUGCCGGAGGAUCCAUGGUGGACGGUCUGGAGCGAGCUUGUCGUGCUGCUGAGGCCGGGUGGCGCGCCUGGCUAG
This is a messenger RNA of Fomitopsis serialis, 888 nucleotides long. RefSeq lists its product as uncharacterized. NCBI's taxonomy places the organism in Eukaryota, Fungi, Basidiomycota, Agaricomycetes, Polyporales, Fomitopsidaceae. The record is from RefSeq and is a predicted model, not a curated record. Bases 1 to 888 code for a protein of 295 amino acids. The transcript is spliced from 2 exons.